Messenger RNA from Symbiodinium pilosum, 747 nucleotides. NCBI's taxonomy places the organism in Eukaryota, Dinophyceae, Suessiales, Symbiodiniaceae. The record is from the annotation of a GenBank genome assembly.
AUGUUGCGGCUGCUCCCUUUCUUAAUUCUCUCUUCUGCAUCAGCAUUUGAGGUGCUGGAUGUUGGGGCGCCGCGUACAGGCACCCAGUCCAUGCACAACGCUCUGAGGAUACUGGGUUUCAAGACGCUCCACAGCGGCUAUGAUUCUGAAAAGCGAAUUCCCUGGUGCGAGUAUUUGUUCGCCAACGGCCCUCUGCAAGAGGCAUUGGACACACUGGAGGGCUACGACGCUGCAAUGGACGAGCCUUUCCAGUUGGUCUACGAGGAGAUCAUGGAAGCUUUCCCCAAGGCAAAGUUUGUGUUGACCAUUUCCGACCCAGAGCGUUGGUUCGAGAGCUAUGUCAAGCUGAUCGCAGGCAUGUCUACGACUGAUUGGUUACACGGCGUUCGUGGAUUUGGACUCUUUUACGAAGAAAGAAAAGAUCAUCCGGAGAUACGUUACUGCGCAGCCGCAACCUACUGGGGCUGUGAGUUUGCCAACUUCACUGAGGAAUCCAAACGGCAAUGCUUGGAGGCAUACCAACAUCACAAUGAGCGAGUGCAGCAAGUGAUCCCAGCAGAUCGGCUUCUGGUGUUCAACUUUACAGCUGGCUGGGCGCCACUUGCCCACUUCCUUGGCAAGCCAAUUCCGGAUGAGCCUUUCCCACACGUAGACCUGGCGGGCUUAAUCUUCGAGAGAAAUCUGCCUGAAUCGGCUCAACCUGUUUCAUUUCUCCAGGAGUCCGUCCAGCUAAACACGGAGCUUUAA